Messenger RNA from Spea bombifrons (plains spadefoot toad), 2964 nucleotides. RefSeq names its product DDB1 and CUL4 associated factor 6 (gene DCAF6). NCBI's taxonomy places the organism in Eukaryota, Metazoa, Chordata, Amphibia, Anura, Pelobatidae. Gene Ontology annotation, cellular component: Cul4-RING E3 ubiquitin ligase complex; cytoplasm. The transcript is spliced from 21 exons. Gene Ontology annotation, biological process: positive regulation of transcription by RNA polymerase II. The coding region runs from base 317 to 2728 and encodes 803 amino acids. The record is from RefSeq and is a predicted model, not a curated record. Gene Ontology annotation, molecular function: protein binding.
UUUCUGUCAUACCCUUCAGCUGCUGUCAGUAAUCACAGUCUACAUGCAGGUCUUCGCAACAGGAGCGGGCAUGGCCGGCACCACGUCCUCUUCCACUGCAUGGUACUUGCGCUGAGCUUCCGCCUGGCAGCGCUGUUUGGAGCUGGGGGAACUUUGUACUGGUGAGGGUUUCUUCAAGGUGGGGGUACUUACACGGCAGGGCUUGGAGCCGGACAUAAAGCGCCAGGACCAUCUAAUAAAGCAUUGUCACUACUGGGCUGCACGGAGCAAACCAGAUUCCAGGUUGGAAGAGUGGUGAACAAGUAGGAUCUGGACUAUGUCUCGGUGUUGUACUAACCUACUAUGGGAUGUAAGAAAACGUUCUCUUGGCUUGGAUGAUCCCAAUGUGGUCCGUAUCAACUAUUUGGGAAGAAGAGAAUUUGUACAGAGACUAAAAUUGGAAGCUACCCUAUGUGUGCAUGAUGGCUGUGUAAAUUCAAUUUCAUGGAACAAUACAGGGGAAUAUAUUUUAUCAGGAUCAGAUGAUACGAGUUUGGUCAUUAGUAAUCCCUACAGUAAAAAAGUUUUGACACGCAUCCGUUCAAGUCACAGGGCAAACAUUUUUAGUGCAAAAUUUAUGCCACUCACCAAUGAUAAGCAAAUCAUAUCCUGCUCUGGAGAUGGAGUCAUAUUUUACACAAAUAUCGAAAAAGACAUGGAAACAAACCGACAAAACCAAUUUACUUGCCACUAUGGAACUGCUUAUGAGAUUAUGACGGUGCCUAAUGAUCCUUACACCUUCCUGUCUUGUGGUGAAGAUGGCACUGUUAGAUGGUUUGAUACAAGAAUGAAGACCAGCUGUACAAAAGAGGACUGCAAAGAUGAUAUAUUAAUUAAUUGCAGGCGUGCCGCUACUUCAAUUGCAGUUUGCCCGCCAGCACCAUAUUACCUGGCCAUUGGAUGUUCCGACAGUUCAGUUAGAAUAUAUGACCGACGAAUGCUUGGAACUAGAGCAACAAACAACUAUUCAAAUCGAGGGACAACAGGAAUGUGUGUUCGGUUCGUCCCUUCACAUCUGUCAAACAAGUCCUGCAGAGUAACCUCUUUAUGCUACAGUGAAGAUGGUCAAGAAGUCCUUGUGAGCUAUUCAUCAGACUAUAUCUAUUUGUUUGAUCCUAAAGACGACAAAGCAAAAGAGCUUAAAUUUCCCUCAGUUGGUCAAAGAAGGGAAGAGGUGAGGCAACCUCCUGUUAAACGCCUACGACUACGUGGAGACUGGUCUGAUACGGGGCCUAGGGCAAGACCUGAAAGUGAACGAGAAAGAGAUGGAGAUCAAAGCACCAAUGCAUCGCUAAUGCAGAGAAUGUCUGACAUGCUCUCACGGUGGUUUGAAGAAGCCAGCGAGGUUGCACAAAGCAACAGAAGACGGACAAGGCCCCAGAAUAGAGCAAGCUCACAGCCAAACACUCCCGCUGCUGCAGGUAAUACAGAAUCUCAAGCAACUGCAACCACAUUAGCUGCCACUUCUGAUCAGGGUUUACAGUCUACCAUGUCAAAUGAGACAGAAAGCCAUUCUUCAGCUUCACAAGGUGGUGCAGAACAGUCACAGCCUGGAGGCUCUUCUGACAUGUCCAGUUACUCUUCUGAUUCUCCUUCUGUGAUUAGCAAACACCUUGGAUCCAUGUCACUUGAUGAACGUCAGGAAACUACAGAAGCAAAUAAAGAUGGAGAAACAAGUGAGCCAGUUUUGCAGUUACAUUAUAGCACUGAAGGCACAACCACGAGUACAAUAAGACUGGACUUCACAGAUGAAUGGAGCAAUACAGCCUCAAGUUCAGUUGCAGUGAAAGUGGGAAGCACAGAAGGCAAUACAACACCCGAAGGAAUGCAACCACAUGAAAUGGAAGGCACAUUUGAUUCUAAAACACAGCUCGGACAAAGAGCGGACAGCAACCCAGAAACGGGGAAAAAAGCUAUGAAUAAAAUCACAGAUCAACAGACUACUCAAUCAAAUAACGAGGACCGUCCAGAAACGUCAGCAAUUCCAACUUCCACCGAGUCCACUGAGUCUUCUUCAGUUGGUGCUGCAUAUCAGGAAACUGAUAGUGAUGAUGAAACAGUCCGUCUACCUCCGAGAGUUCAGUCAUCACAAAAUAGAUUAAAUAUCGGUGGACCGUCAGUAAGUGAUAGAUUAACAAGGAGAUCUGCUGCAGCUCGCAUCCAAGAGCUUUUUAGAAGAAGGAAGGAAAGAAAAGAGUUAGAAGAAAUGGACAUGCAGAAUGUACGCCAGCCUUCUUCAAAAAUUGUUUAUAAGGGUCAUCGAAAUUCCCGAACAAUGAUUAAGGAGGCUGGGUUUUGGGGUAAGAAUUUUGUCAUGAGUGGCUCUGACUGUGGUCACAUCUUCAUUUGGGAUCGGCAUACUGCAGAACAUCUUAUGCUUUUGGAAGCCGAUAAUCAUGUGGUGAAUUGUCUUCAGCCACAUCCAUUUGACCCAAUUUUAGCAUCAUCAGGGAUAGACUACAAUAUCAAGAUAUGGUCUCCUCUGGAGCAAGAUGGUUCUUUCAAUUGGAAACUAGCUGAAGAGGUAAUUUCCCGUAAUGAGCUAAUGUUGGAAGAAACCCGAAACACCAUCACAGUCCCAGCAUCAUUCAUGCUGAGGAUGUUGGCUUCUUUAAACCAUAUCAGAGCAGAUCGAUCCGAGGACAGGCCUGAAGGUGCUGGUCAAGAGAAUUCAAACGAAGAUGAGUGAAAUCUUAUGUUUAAAAAUUGUUAAAAAUAUUGUAAUAUUUGUUGUUAAAUUACUAUUUAUGUCUUUACAAAAUGCUUUUGUUGUGGAUAUACUUCAUGUUUCUUUUCAACAAACUUGUUAUUUAUACUUAACAUCCUCAAAAAGGUUUUUCAAAGUUUUGGGAUGAACCACAUAAAUAAACACACAUGAAUGUAAUUUUAAUGUUUUUUUUUCUUUUAAAAGUUACAUAUGGAAUA